Geodia barretti is the source of this 879-nucleotide messenger RNA. Lineage: Eukaryota; Metazoa; Porifera; Demospongiae; Tetractinellida; Geodiidae. The record is from the annotation of a GenBank genome assembly.
AUGGAACAGUAUCUAAACGUAGCAAGAUAUGUACUCGAACACGGUCGACGCAAAGAAAGUCGCACAGGGGUCGAUACCCUUUCGACAUUUAACUACAACUACGAAAUAGACCUUCGCAAGGGCUUUCCUUUGUUGACGACGAAGGAAAUAUCCUGGAAGAACAUAGUCAUAGAAAACCUGUGGUUUCUAUCUGGAAGUACGAAUAUCGAAUUGCUGCGUCAGCACGAUUGCAAAUUUUGGGAACCCUGGGCUGAUGAAGGUGGUUAUGUCCCCAGCGCCUACGGGAAUUUCUGGCGCUCAUUUCCGGCACCCAACGGUACAAGCGUUCAGACUAUCGACCAAGUCGCUUGGGUGCUUGACCAAAUCAAGAAUGAUCCGAUGAGCCGCCGACAUGUUGUUUCCGCAUGGGCACCUUCCAACGCCCAUGACAGCCAGUUGCCUCCAUGCCAUGCGUUCUGGAUCAUCAAUGUUCAGAUGGAUGACGAAAACAAUCCAUUUUUGUGUCUACAUCUCACACAGCGAAGCGCGGAUGUUGCUCUUGGCGUUCCAUACAAUAUCGCCGGAUAUGCAUUUAUUCUUGAAUUGUUUGCCCACUUGACCGGCAUACAAGCGGGUGUGUUCGCCCAUACUCUGGUUGACGCUCAUAUCUACACAUCAAAGCCAGAUGGCUCGCUUGCUGAAUAUGAUCAUGUGCCAGGAUUGAAGGAGCAGUUAACUCGAACACCGAGAGAACUCCCACAAUUGAAGAUUGACAGUUCGAUCAAGUCUCUGGAUGACAUUGACAGAAUUCUAGAAUCCAACAUCGAUGAAAUUCUCGAUACGUUUCACCUUUCCGGAUACAACCCGUAUCAGGCAAUUAAAUUCAAUGUCGCGGUCUAG